AGGGAACCGGGACUCCGAAUUCUGAGCUCCAGCUCCAGCCCAGCAGGUGGCAGCAGCUCAGAGCAAGCUCCUCCAACGCGAGGCAGCGCCUUCCUUCGCGACCCUACUUAAAGGCGGCUUUCCGUUGGCUGGAGUGGCAGCGAUAUUAUCCAAUGGUUGCCUGUAUUCGUUCAGCUUUGUCGGAUGGGCGAUGGCGCAGCCAAUAGACAGGAGCGCUAUCCGCGGUUUCUGAUUGGCUACUUUGUUCGCAUAUAAAAGGCACGCGCGGGCGCGAGGCCCUUCUCUCGCCAGGCGUCCUCGUGGAAGUGACAUCGUCUUUAAACCCUGCGUGGCAAUCCCUGACGCACCGCCGUGAUGCCCAGGGAAGACAGGGCGACCUGGAAGUCCAACUACUUCCUUAAGAUCAUCCAACUAUUGGAUGAUUAUCCGAAAUGUUUCAUCGUGGGAGCAGACAAUGUGGGCUCCAAGCAGAUGCAGCAGAUCCGCAUGUCCCUUCGCGGGAAGGCUGUGGUGCUGAUGGGCAAGAACACCAUGAUGCGCAAGGCCAUCCGAGGGCACCUGGAAAACAACCCAGCUCUGGAGAAACUGCUGCCUCAUAUCCGGGGGAAUGUGGGCUUUGUGUUCACCAAGGAGGACCUCACUGAGAUCAGGGACAUGUUGCUGGCCAAUAAGGUGCCAGCUGCUGCCCGUGCUGGUGCCAUUGCCCCAUGUGAAGUCACUGUGCCAGCCCAGAACACUGGUCUCGGGCCCGAGAAGACCUCCUUUUUCCAGGCUUUAGGUAUCACCACUAAAAUCUCCAGGGGCACCAUUGAAAUCCUGAGUGAUGUGCAGCUGAUCAAGACUGGAGACAAAGUGGGAGCCAGCGAAGCCACGCUGCUGAACAUGCUCAACAUCUCCCCCUUCUCCUUUGGGCUGGUCAUCCAGCAGGUGUUCGACAAUGGCAGCAUCUACAACCCUGAAGUGCUUGAUAUCACAGAGGAAACUCUGCAUUCUCGCUUCCUGGAGGGUGUCCGCAAUGUUGCCAGUGUCUGUCUGCAGAUUGGCUACCCAACUGUUGCAUCAGUACCCCAUUCUAUCAUCAACGGGUACAAACGAGUCCUGGCCUUGUCUGUGGAGACGGAUUACACCUUCCCACUUGCUGAAAAGGUCAAGGCCUUCUUGGCUGAUCCAUCUGCCUUUGUGGCUGCUGCCCCUGUGGCUGCUGCCACCACAGCUGCUCCUGCUGCUGCUGCAGCCCCAGCUAAGGUUGAAGCCAAGGAAGAGUCGGAGGAGUCGGACGAGGAUAUGGGAUUUGGUCUUUUUGACUAAUCACCAAAAAGCAUCCAACUUAGCCAGCUUUAUUUGCAAAACAAGGAAAUAAAGGCUUACUUCUUUAAAAA
Molecule: messenger RNA, 1379 nt
Organism: Pan troglodytes (chimpanzee)
Lineage: Eukaryota; Metazoa; Chordata; Mammalia; Primates; Hominidae
Gene: RPLP0
Product: ribosomal protein lateral stalk subunit P0
Exons: 8
Coding region: 355-1308 (317 amino acids)
Biological process (GO): ribosome biogenesis; cytoplasmic translation; ribosomal large subunit assembly
Cellular component (GO): cytosolic large ribosomal subunit
Molecular function (GO): large ribosomal subunit rRNA binding; structural constituent of ribosome
Source: RefSeq, a predicted model, not a curated record